AUGUACAAACCAAAUGUCAAAUACAGUCCUGUAUUGAGCACCACUCCUUUGCUUUACUCUCACAACACCAUCUACGAUCCUGCUCUUGGUAGCCCAAGGAUUAAAAAUGACGGCUGGAAUACUUUAGACCCAGACAGUCCACUCAAGUUAUCCGACCAACACAUCCUGCGUCAGGUACAACAGCAGGCAUGGUGGCUGGAUCGUGAUUACCGAUUUUGCGGUCUAGCAGUUGGUCUUGAUGGAAUUAUAGGCUUGGUCCCAGUAAUAGGCGAUCUUGUUGGUGCUGUGUUUUCACUUCAUCUCAUCUGGAUGGCCUGUCAAAUACGCCUACCGCGUUACAUAAUAUUCCAGAUGCUUCUUAAUGUCCUGGCAGACUUCUUGAUUGGAUUGGUUCCUGUAGUAGGUGAUAUUUUGGAUACUAUGUUUCGUUGCAAUAUCCGCAACGCACAGAUGCUUGAGAAACACCUGCUUAACUCCAAUGCACUUCGACAACCUGAACAAGGGAUGGUUGAAAACGAAAGAUCCUCAACACCAGCAAGGCUAUCAGCAUCAGCAUCAGCAUCACCGUCACCGUCACCGUCACCAUCAGCAUUAUUAUUAUUAUACAAAGAUCCGUCCAAUAUUUCAUCGGAUGUUAUAAAAUCACAUCCCACAGAUAAACCACCCUGCGUCCCAGUAAGGGCAAGGGCAACCCACAUGACCAACCAUCUCCUCACACCCACGCCGUCUGUGUGUCAAGAGCACGACACUUUCGAAAGCAUGUCAGGGUCACCGCUGCUGGACCAGCCCCAGACGCCACCAUCUGAAAUGAAUAUUCAAAUGAACGGAACACAUUGCAUUCACCACAACGACAAUUGCGAUGGUCCUAACGGUAGUAACAGUGACUCGGUUGAUGCUGCCCUUGUCGAUCUUCUCAAAGUGACCAAAAAUAAUAAUCACAACAAUCACAAAAAUAAUGAUUCAUCCGAUGGCAACACACUCGGUGACACGGUCCAGAGUGACAUUGCAGAUUCUCCGCAAUCAGCGUCACGGACAGCACCAACAACAGAAACAACAGAAACAGAACCAGCAAUAAAAAGUGACUCAGCCGAUGAUGAAGCAGAAUCUGACGCACACACAAAAGACAAAAAAGACAAAAGUGAGGAGGACAAGCCAAAACUUAAUCCAUUGGUUCACAAGCCUAAUAAGUUUGUUGGCAAACGCCAGGCAUUCUCAUUCUCAGUCGGAUGCCAGGACACCCUUGUGGAAUGUAGUCCUUUCAACAAAUUUGUCACAGCCAAGCAAAAGAAAAGAAUCAUCCAGAAAUCAGGGAACCCGACUGAUCUACUCGUUGCUCUCUAUAAUCCAAUUACUCCUCUUGAACAAAACGACGCCUUACAACCAUUAACCGGCAAUAGCCAGAGCAAUAACCCAAAUAUCAGCAGUAACAGUAGCAGUAGUGGGCAAGAAGAUGAUUAUAAUGGUCUGAGUGUCUCUACUAUCGUUGACCCAACCAAGAUCAAUCUACAAGACCGUAUCAUCCUAAGACGAGAGUCCAAAAGACAUUUCCGUAAACCUCUUCGACGAUCAGCAAAAUGUUAAAUAUAUGUAUACAUAUUACUUUAACUUCUUUAUAUAUUUUCUUCUUCUUCUUUUCAUUCAACCAUGCACAGUACUUUUUUUUUUUAAAAAAAAAAGAAGAAAAAUGAAUAAGAAAAUAGAGUUAGUCUGCUGGCCAUUUUUAUCUCUCUUACUUUUCCUUGCCUUCAUUUCUCUCUAAAGAAAUGAAGAAAGAGUUCAUGUCCUUUCAAGGCAUGAUCUUUGUUACUUUCUUGCUAGAAUUAUCUCAAAAACGAGCAAAACCUGUAUGUACGCUUUUUAUUUAUUUAUUUAUUUAUUUUGACAUUUUACCCACAAUUCCUCUUCUUUUUCUUUCUUUUUUUUUAUUCUUAUACAUAUACAUAUACAUAUACAUUACAUAUACCUAAAAAAAUACAUCAAGAUAAAAGUUAUAAAAC
This is a messenger RNA of Phycomyces blakesleeanus NRRL 1555(-), 1997 nucleotides long. RefSeq lists its product as hypothetical. The record is from RefSeq and is a predicted model, not a curated record. Bases 1 to 1581 code for a protein of 526 amino acids. The transcript has 3 exons. Lineage: Eukaryota; Fungi; Mucoromycota; Mucoromycetes; Mucorales; Phycomycetaceae.